AAAGAGAGAGAGAGAGAGGCUGAGCCAGACCUUCAUGCCACUGCAGGCAGCAGCAGCAGCAGCAAAACUUCUGAAGGUUUACAGAAGACAAUAAGAGAACCACCAAGAAGGCUAUUGCAGUGUUGUCAAGCCCAGAAGUCUGGUACCAGGAUUGCCAUUCCAGCUUCCUCCUUGCUCCUGGUGGCUGGGGCAUAUCCCAGUGCUAUUUGCCUGUUGAAUGUGUAGAGAAUAUCCUCCUGAAGACAGCUGUCUCCUUUGUGUUUGAGCACCUGCCCCUAUAUAAAUACUCAUCAGUUGGAAUUUACUGCUGCCAGUAUGUAUCAUUCUGUGUCUGAAACCAGUCACCCGUUGCAAACAGAGGAACAGGAGAUAGGCAUUGAUCCCUUGCAGAGUUUUUUGAACAAGCCAGGGGAAGGAGGAUCAAAUGAAAACGGGAGCACACCCUCCACCUCAGAUUCAGAUGGAACUUUUAUUUCUUACAGUAAAGAAUGGGAAGAACUAUUUGUAAACAACAAUUACUUGGCAACUAUACGGCUGAAGGGGAUUAAUGGGCAGCUGAGAAGCAGCAGGUUCCGUAGUGUUUGCUGGAAGUUAUUUCUGGAUGUUCUACCACAAGAUAGAAGUCAAUGGAUUAAAACCACUUCAGACUUAAGAACUUCUUACAGUAAGAUCAAAGAAAUUCACAUUACAAACCCUCGGAAAGCAGGACAGCAAGAUCUGAUAAUCAACAACCCACUCUCCCAGGACGAGGGGAGUCUUUGGAAUAAAUUUUUCCAGGAUAAAGAGCUUCGAGCAAUGAUUGAACAAGAUGUGACGAGAACCUUUCCUGAAAUGCAGUAUUUCCAGCAAGAGAAUGUAAGGAAAAUUCUUACAGAUGUUCUGUUCUGCUACGCCAGAGAAAAUGAGCAGUUGCUUUAUAAACAGGGCAUGCAUGAACUUCUAGCUCCCAUUGUCUUUAUCCUACAUUGUGACCACCAGGCUUUUUCACAUGCCAGUGAAGCUGCACAACCAAGUGAGGAAAUGAAAGUUCUUUUGAAUCCUGAAUAUCUGGAACAUGAUGCCUAUGCAAUGUUCACACGUCUUAUGAAAACGGCAGAACAUUGGUUUUCAACUUUUGAACAUGACAGUCAGAAGGAGAAAGAUGUGAUGAUAACACCUAUGCCCUUUGCAAGGCCACAAGACUUGGGGCCAUCUAUUGCUAUUGUAGCAAAAGUAAAUCAAAUUCAGGAUCAUCUGCUGAAGAAACAUGAUAUUGAGCUGUACAUGCAUCUGAACCGACUGGAAAUUGCUCCACAGAUUUAUGGACUGCGAUGGGUAAGGCUCCUGUUUGGACGUGAAUUCCCUCUUCAGGAUCUUCUGGUUGUCUGGGAUGCUCUAUUUGCUGACAGUAUCACCCUGAAUUUAGUUGACUACAUUUUUGUAGCCAUGUUGUUGUAUAUCAGAGAUGCCUUGAUUUCAAGUAAUUAUCAGACCUGUUUGGGACUUCUGAUGCAUUAUCCACCUAUUGGAGACGUUCACUCCCUUAUCCUAAGAGCACUUUUUCUCCGAGAUCCAAAGCGAAAUCCAAGACCAGUGACUCACCAGUUCCAACAAAAUUUAGAUUAUUACAAAGCACGUGGAGCAGACUUGAUGAACAAAACCCGUGCCAGUGCUAAAGCUGCUCCUCUGAACAUUAACAAAGUCUCCAACAGCUUACUGAAUUUUGGCCGAAAGCUCAUUGCUCCGGCCAUGGCUUCGGGCGGGGCAGUGGGCACUCCUGCUGGCGGGAGCAGCUUCCCUCCCUCUUCAAUGCCAAGCAGGAGCUCAGUGGAAGCCUCUCAGCACCAGCAGCACCACCAGCAGCAGCACCACCACCAGUCACAGCAGCAGAGGAUGAUGAAGUCUGAAAGCAUGCCAGUUCAACUGGGCAAAGGCGAGGCGGGCGAGGCGGCGCCGCCGGGGCCGGCCCAGGCCCAGCAGCACAGCCCGGCCCCCGCAGGCCAAACUUCAAAAAACGUCAGUUCAUCUCCAAGCAUAGAGAGCUUGUCUGGAGGACGUGAAUUUACAGGAUCUCCACCUUUGUCUGCAUCAAAAAAGGAUUCCUUUUUCAGCACCAUCUCUCGCUCACGUUCCCAAAGCAAAACUAUGAGCAGAAAAGAGUCGAGGACAUGCUCCACGAUUUUUCCAAGGACUAAGGAGGAGGAAUUAGAGGCCCAGAUUUCAUUCCUACAAGGACAGCUAAAUGAUUUGGAAGCCAUGUGCAAAUAUUGUGCAAAGAUGAUGAACACGCAUCUUGGAAAUAUUCAGGAAGUCAUUCUGCAAGAACGCUUGGAAAAAGAAGAUGAAAUUCUGGUUUCCUUGGCUGGUUUGAAGCAGAUCAAGGAUAUCCUGAAAGGUUCAUUGCGUUUCAACCAGAGCCAGCUGGAAGCUGAAGAAAAUGAGCAAAUCACUAUUGCUGAUGAUCAUUACUGUUCCAAUAAUCAGAACAAGGGGGCAGGUGAUGUCCUAAAGGGACCUGUCAUGACAAAGCAACAGUUCAUCUCAGGACAACAGACUACAACUGAUCCGGGCACUAGUGAGAGCAAGAGUGCUGAUGACUAUAUUAUGGUUUCCAAAGAAGAGGAGAGAAGUAAAAGUGCUGUUCCAGAGCCAGCACAGCCCCUUCAAGCACACAAGGAGGCAGCGGCGAAGCCAGAAGCUCCAUCUCGUUCUUCUUUGAUAUUUUCCGACCCUCUGAUGGGUUCCAUUUCAGCCUCCUCCAGCAACCUGAGCUCCAGCCCUGAUGAUGACAGUAGUAAUAACAGCAAAGAUUCUGACUUUGCUAUUGUAAGCCCGCUGGACAUCUAAAGAAACAGUUUGGGAGAGUUUGGGAAAUCUGUCAUUACAACUCAGCUCUAAUUUGUGUGAUUCCACGGGUUGGAAAAUUCUUUGGAUUACAAGGACAGAAAAUAGAUAAAGGUAGCCCAUUUCAGCUGCCAAAAGCCUAAAUUAAAAUAAAAAGGCAAAGAAACAAAACAAAAGAAAAAGACAUAAAUUUGCUACUUUCAAAAAGUAAUAUAUACAUUUUAAUAACUGCCUUAAAUAAAGACCCAGUAAAACCCAGUUCUAAUAUACAAUUAUUAUUGAUUAUGCUGUUACCCUACUUAGGAGCUUUGUUACUAUAGAACUGUUGCUUUCCCAAAACAUAGAAUAGUAUAUGCUAGGUACCAUAACGGAAAUGUGUGGACACCUGGCAUCAGAUCUGAAGCAGAGAAGAGAGGCUAGAUUUAAUAUUGUCCUUUUACAAAAUAUGCUUGACUGGGUUUUCUGUGUAGAAAAGGGUACUGUUUCUUCAGAGACUGUGAUUAGAGAAGUAGGGAAUGAGUAUCAAAAAGAUUAAAAGCAUCAUCCUGGUAGGAAGUUUGUUUUCCCUUGAGGAAUCCUAGUUUCUUCAUUUUCAUCCUGCAAUAGCCUGAAGGGUGUUCAGGGCAGAGGUUUGUGUAGUUGUUCCUCAGUGCUUACAGGAGACUUAUGUGGCAAACUCCUUGAGAAUGGAGACAUACACAACAUAGCCUUAUUUGCCUUUCUCCGCUUUUUCCCCUUGAGAGUUCCCAGUUCACCUCUUUCCUUCUUUAUCUUUGUCUACUUUUACUUCCCCUGGCAUGAUUUUUUAAAUUUUACUCAGAUUACCGCAGUUAAAAAAUAGGUGCAAGGGAAAUAACAGUAUUUCAUAAUGCAGACCUGAGCUGGUUGAACUAAAGCUAGCCCGAGUAUGAUAACUUACCAGGGAAGGUUGCAAAAGUGAAAUGAAAUGUUCAUAAUUAAAAGCACUUUAUGUCUCAUUGCUAUUAUCUUCUAUAGAUUCUGUUUACAUAUAUUCCUACAUGAUUUCCGUAUUUCUAAUCACAAGAAAUAUAAUGGUGCAGCAGCGUUAACCAACAGAAAGUUUCUAAUUAGCUCUGUUAUUUGUUCUUCUAUGGAAAAGCAUAUUUUUUCCCUUCAAGUUCAUAGUACAUUUAAGAACAGCUUUCUUCAGGUAGAUAAGGAGGGCUUUCUAUACUCUCUGAUCUCUUUAACCUCUGUUGGAAUUCACAAAACAGAACUGGUGGUGUGUAGACUGCUCCUCUUGCAAGACCCAUGCAGAGUUGGCUUGAAGAAGGAAUGUUAGUAUGUCACUCUGUCACAGCAGCAAAAAAAAGCAUUGUUUGCUUUUAAGAUGCAUUUACAUUUUAUACCAUGCAACAACUUCCUAUUUGCAUGGCAAAGCUUGUGUUUGUUCAAAGUUAUGAAAUUGUAGUUAUUUGCUGCUUAGUCUGUAAUUGUAAUGAAGUACCGUAUCCCAAAGAUGAGGUGACAUGUAAUUUGCUGGUCUUAGAUUUUACAAGGUCUGUGUCAGUGACUGAACUGAAGAGUUAAUUGUCAUGUAAUUACAUGGUAGCUGCCAUCCUUACAUGUUCAAAAGCCACCAUGUAGUUCUUCAGAGAUUAUCUGUGCCUUGUAAAAUGUUAAAAUACUAGAAUGUUAUGAGCAGGCAUAGCAUCACACCUCUCUUCAAAAGAGUGAUGCAAGCGGUCAGGCAACUGUUUAGAUGAAAGAUUUUAAAUGUGUAACAUUUUGGAGAGGUGUUUAUUUUGGUUUCAUUUUAAGCUUCAUAAAAGAUCACUUUGGAAUUAAGCAUGCAUGCCUGUCUCCAGUUUAUUUUACUGCCCUGAGUUUGCCUGAAUGCCAGGGGAUUGGGUGGCUGGUUGAUUUAUUGAGGUCUUUCAAGCUUUUCUAGCUUUAAGCUAUACAGCAAUGCUUGUGGCGUCAUCACCAAAGGGUGGCUGUUGAAGAAGUACCUGUGCAAAGAGGAAAGAAAUAUUCUGGGGACAGAGAGAAAUUUUUUAUAUUCUGUGAUACAUAAACCUUCAAAGAUUCCAGUAGCUUGGCAGGAGAAAAUGUUUUUACUUCUUUUUUUUAUUUUUUUAAGCAUCAGUCUUUUGAUUUCUGUUCUAGUGGGUUGUUUCAGGGAUCACAUUGCUAUUUUCUUGAACAGUCUCAUUGCCAAUGGAAGAGUGUGAUUUGUACAGGUUUUUUAUUUUUGUAAAUUAGUUGUAUCUUUAAUGUUGCAUAUUUUAAAACAGCGGUGAAAGUAUAUAAAGAUUUGGGGAGUUUCUAAGAAGAAUCAGUCAAUACCGAUGAGCUGAAUGUGUAUCAUGCCAUGGGAUAUAAUAAAAAUCUCCAAAAGCAGAGAGAUGAUUAUACAAAUAAGAUCAGAGUAACUCCAGUAAAUUAAUGUGGUUUGGUUGUACCAUGUCCUUUCACAUCUCAAGUAUGUUGUCUCUGAUAUUUGAUUAUAGUGCAGAGAUAAUUAAAAGUAUUUUAGUAUAUUCAUGAAGUUAGAAACUUGUAAGUUAGAUAAAACAUCAUCACCCUGUUUUGUGUUAUGUUAAGAACAUACUGAAAGAGAAAUUGUCAUUUAAAAUACAAGAUUAUUCUUUUUCUCUGGAAAUGACCUGCUCAUAAUGUUCAUGGAUAACAAUAAUCAGAUAGAAAAAUUACUAGCAUUUCAAAUUGCUGACAAAAACUGAUGCAGCAUUAAGAUUGCUGAUCUGAGACUGUUUUACUGUAUCUCACAUCUGUAAUUUAUUACUUUAAAGUCUCUUGCAUGUCAUGUCAGUUGUAUGUGCUGCAGAAAGGCAGUAUCAUAUUUUGACUGGGUAUUGAUUUAGUUGUGGAGCUUUGUAUCUUUACUCUGGAAGAACAUUUAGCCCGCUUUAUUAAAGAAAGAAUUAACAAACUUUCUGGGUUGUGCUUGUGCUGUUUUCUCAAAAAAGAGGGAAAGCUUUUUGGCUAGAAUACUGGAAGUAUAAUUUCUGUGAACUAGAAUGAUUAAAACUUUAAAUCUAUAUAAGCACAAAAACUGAUUAUUACUUUAAUCAGAUUUUAUGUAUGGGAUCCAGGGAAUAAAACUGCUUGUCAUUUAUCUCAACUAAACAAUAUAGAAUAUUUCCUGUUUUAUGAAAUUUCUUGUAUCUGAAAAUGAAUCAGUAUUUACCAUGACAUAACUUUUCUGUAAUUUCAUGAAGCUCAGUGCAGUGUCUUCAUUGUGUCUCAACAACAGUGCCAGUAUCUGUACAGUACAUUUCUGAAUCUCUAUACUUAAGUUCACAUUCUUAACUCAUUCCUAUGAUUCUCCAGUAUGUUCUAAUUAAAUGGCAUAGAGGCAACUAUUUUAAAGAUUACAUUUCAGAUUUAAGGUGUACUUGUGCCUGGCAGUUACAACGUCAUCUGUUCAGAUACAUCCUAACAUGAACAGAUUUUCAAAUUCUUGGUGUCAGUCCUUAAAUAAUACUUUUCAAUUUGUGCUGCAUGUGUCGGUCUAGAAUGAAUGAUUCUAAUUAUUUAUUAGACUUGAAAAGGUGCAAUUUCAUAAAAUAAACUUCAUUUGGCUACAGAAUAGUAAUUACACUGUCUUGUAAUCUGUGCUGUUCUUUUGAGAGUGAUUAUAUACAGUCUGUGCAUCAGUGUUUGCCAUGUCCCCCAGUCUGCUAGACUCUGGCUUUAGUAGCUAAAUUUAGAGAUGAAAGAGCAUGAAAAAGAUCAUUAGAGUAACAGCAACUUGAAGCAUGCACACAGGCAACUUGCUUUCCUGCUUAUCAUGACUUAUCUAACCACUGAAAUGGUAAGGGAUGUUUUAGGUAUGUGGGGGAAUCCUGCAAGAGGCAGAGUGCAUAAGCUAGAAACAGACAAUGAGCUGGAAGGGAUGCAGCUUGAGACUCUGAAACUAUGGGUCCUUUAGGGUAGGAACCAUCUUUUUCUCUGAUGUUGUACAACACACACACUGUCAAAAUUAGGAUAACAAUAAUAAUGAUAUACUCAUUAUUUCCCCACAUUUUGCUCUUUCAAACUGCAAGCUAGAUUUAAUCCAGUAACAGUAACUCAGCUGAUAGUAGUAGUGUGGGAGCAGCAGAGUCUGGUCCCACACUGCUGAAAUAAGCACAGAUGAGGAACAGUCGUUUAAAUAAAUUAAUUAAAACCAAAGAAACCUCACACCAGAAACAGGACUAUAGUAUUGCCAAAUAGAAAAAAAAACUGUAUUUCUUUCCAGAUAUCUACAAAUUAAAAGAGGUAUUUUCUAAACUGUGCUUCAGGUAGCAUUUGUGUAACUUGUUUGACUACAACAGGUAGGUUUAUGUAAACCUGUCUUUGUUUUUAACUUGUAAAAGCCUAGCUGAUGCCAGGAUGUGGGAAGUAUUAAAAUAUAUCAGCUGCAGAGGGAUGACAUUGUGGUUCCAUUUUCUGUGAAUGGUUAGAAUUUGAUCCUUCAAAUCCUGCUGAUUUAACACUUUCACUGUCUUCUGUGGUAACAACAUGAAAAACCCUGUAAUCAUUUCCAGAGGCCUGAUGGGAAUUCCACUGCUGAAGUCAUCACAUGCAGUUGCAGAGCUUUGAGCUGAGAAAGUUUUCACAGCUUUGCCUUUGACUGGGAGCUUUGGAAGCUGUAGCAAACCAGGUUUGUCUGCAUUUUUAACUCAUACAAAGACACAUUUGAAGAUAUUACAAAUUAUCAUGUCAGUAUUUGAGACCUUUUGAAAUAUAAAUGCUACACAGUUUUGAGAUGGAAGAAUAGUUGUCAAAAUAUCUUGACUGCCCACCUGCUGUGUUAAUUGAAUUCAGCGGAUGGGGAAUAUAGCAGCAUUCCCAGAGCAUCAUUAAACUGCCCUUUCAAAUAAGAGUAUAUCAAGCAAACAGAUACUAGAAGGCAGAUUGUCAGUGGUGUCGUAUAGCUUUCUGCAUAAUAUAUAUCUCUCUGCAAUAGUCAGGAAAAUCCAUCAUUUCUGUCCACAAAUGGAACGGCUUGCAACAUUCUGGAACACAUGGCAGAAAAUGUAAUUGAACGUGAGCCUGUUCAUAAAAACAUUUUUAAGCUUCAAGGAUUAGAAUACAUCAAAACGAUUUUUAAAAUAUAAAAUAAAUAUGCACAAAUCUUAUUUAGGCUUGGAAAGAUUAUCAGGUCUCCAAAAAGUUUCAUUUAGUUUAGAGAGGUUCAGUGGAACUCCAGCCUCCAGGUAAUAGCACAGGGCGACUGACAGGAGCACCCAUAGGAGGUUGGGACUGCAAUGAACUUCUGGUGCUUUGGACUUGUAACUUUCAAAUUCUGAAGAACAUUAAUUCCAGCAUGUAAGCAAUGAAUUGCACAUGUUUUAUAAGUUGCAAAGAAGUCAUGAUGGGGGAAUUCCACUGCAGACCCUCUUUCCAAACUUCUUUUGUUCUCAUUUCCCUUAGUCAAGCCCAUCUGACAAUUUUGUGGUACCCAUAAAAACUUCAGCUGUUUCAUCUUCUUGAAUAACUGAAUUCUCAGUCACUGUGAUCAAAGUUAGCUGUUAAUCAUCUCAGGACUCUAAUACCCUGUGCCUGCAGCCUGGCCACCAGCCCAGCCAGUGUGCUUCUUGUUCUCGUGUAAAAUCUGAAAUCUUAUGAAAAUCUCACAAUACUUCUACAGCAGGUGGUAUCCAUAUUCAGUCCUCAUGACUUCCCUGUGGUAAACUUUAUUGUAAGUUUUAUUGCCUAAUAUUUUCUCUAGCCAUACUUCUGUUCUAGUUCUUACAAUCAAGAGAAAAAUAGAAGAAAAUCUUGGCUUUGCUCAGAAAUACUUGUUUUUUUCUUUUCUGCCUUUACUGUUAAAAUCUCUUUGCUGAGAAUUUUUGGUUCUGUUUCUUGUAAAACAGCCUAUGUGUAUUUAUACUGCUUGUGGGGUAAAGUUCUGAUAUAUGUUCCAUUUAAAAAUGCUGAAACAAAAUACUGAUUUUUCCAAACUUUUUCUCAUAAUAAAUGGGGCUUGAGUUAAGCAUAAACUUUAAAAAAUACUA
Molecule: messenger RNA, 8810 nt
Organism: Passer montanus (Eurasian tree sparrow)
Lineage: Eukaryota; Metazoa; Chordata; Aves; Passeriformes; Passeridae
Gene: TBC1D5
Product: TBC1 domain family member 5
Exons: 25
Coding region: 316-2826 (836 amino acids)
Biological process (GO): activation of GTPase activity
Molecular function (GO): GTPase activator activity
Source: RefSeq, a predicted model, not a curated record